GGUAAGGUCACACAGGUUGAGGUACUACCUCAGGUUGGCCGUUACGGACAAUGAAUGACAACUGAACUCCAAAAAAAGAAGAGAACUUCCUGCCGACACAACACCGGUCCAAUUGACAGGGAGCGCGGCGCAUAUAAUCCCGAAACCUGCAAGUGCUUGGUAGCCUCCCAAUACUAAACCUGCACUUCCUCAUUCAUUCUUUAUCUGGCUCGAGGGAUCGGGCUCGAUGCCGGUCGAAGGCGUGUCUGAGAGCGGGCCGACAUCAUCGCUUUGAAGAAAGAAUUUCGCCUCAAAUUUCCGGGGCUUGGAGGUGGCAGCCAUGGCGACGCCCACACCAACGGCCAUGAAGCAUGCGCUCUCGCAGCAGGGCAAAACGCCUUCGCAGUCGCAGCAGCAGCAGCAGCACGGUGCGGCGGCCACUCCGCCCGUCUCUACGCCCUUCUCGGCAGCCCAUGCCGUCUUCUCUCCACAUGGCCCUCGGUCCUCUCCGCAGCAAGUUAAGAAAUCGCCUGCGACCCUGGGCCAUCCGUCCAAUCCAGCCAUAAACUUCGACAGCCCUUCUGCCGCUGCCGCGUUUGGUGCUUUGCAGGUAAACACGUCGAUGGACUUGAACCUGCAAGGCUUGGGCGGGCUCGGCUCAAUGGCUAGGAGCACAGGUGACGAGUUUCUGAAAAAACUGGAUUCCGUCAUUGCAAUUCUCGGCCGUAGCAAAGGCCUUGUCAGCGAGGCUGGCCUUGAACGGCUAGCCACGAGACUGGGCUUGGAGUGCUUGUGGGAGAACGGGAUGGGACCAGAGCCUAAAAAGACGCUUAUUGUCGCUGGCUCGGCUCUCGAACUGCUCGUCGUCUUUUCAAAGGACAUCGUCCAAUCCGUUUCAUUGUCUUUCCCGGAAUCAGCCGACGUCGUCAACAAGCAUGCCGACGAGGCUGGCCGGAUCCUCAUGAAGGACCUCAUGCUUGCACCAAAUCAGAGCCCUUUGAACAAGCAGCUAGAUAGCUUUGCCGCUAACUUCGGCCGCCUAGCUGCCCUGGACAGGCUGAGCAUAAACCCCGGACUUAACUUGUACGAGGCGGUCGCCGGCAUCCACGAGAGCCUGAGUCGUCUGAACAAAUGGGAAACCCAAAAGGUCAGGGAAGACAGUGCUCUCGUCGGAAAGAGUGAAGAGUACCUUCAAAAUCUCGUGCUUUGCACCAAGAGCGGACUCCCGGCAAUGAAUGCAAGAGACCAAGUGGGCUUAACAAUUGCCUACUGGAAGGAAAGACGGCUCGUGCCAUCAACGAACCCGAGUUUGUCUUUCUGGAGGGACAAAAACGAGAAGAUAUGGGCUCUUCUCAUUGGCUGCGCUCCUCUCGGGGAGCUCGGUGGCCGCCCUGUCCGAGUUUCAGACAAAUGGAUCGGUCCAGACGUGGAGAAAAUAUCUCUUCAUGACGGACUUCGCACCGGUCCAAUUCUCGACUGGCUUGAGCCCGAGAGCACGCUGAUUCCGGCGCCCGAUCCAGCUAAGCCCGGUGUAGGAGCCGACGUUCUUCUCGGACCGCGCCUUCCCGAGGUGGUAUUCCAUGCAACUUUCGACCCCCCUAUUCAUGUCUCCCUGAGUCUCUGGAGCCAAAUUGGCCAAUCAGGAUGCGGGUUGCCUACGAGCAAUGAGCAACUCAAGAGCUUCGAUAGCCUCUUAUUCCCAAUUCCUCCUGGGGCCCAUCAUGACCCAAGCGAACCGCGGACCAUUACUUGCACCAAGAAGAUCCCUUUCACGCCGCGAGGGCCAGUUCCGCAAUGGUCACUAAACACUCAUGCAAACACUCUAUACGUCUACAAGCCGAUAUACGGAAAGACUCUGACUGAGCUUUCCUUCUCUCAACCGGAGCAUCUCGUGAACAUGCUUCCUUAUCUACGGCAGUAUGCCUUCCUCGCCACACUACUCGAAAACAGCUUCAAGGAAACGACUAGUCCUCCGGCUCCUCCCGCGAGCCACCCCUCGAUGGUUUCUACUGGAACAUCGACAAGUCAGAACCAAUUUUCGGUGUUCAUGGAGGGAGAGGGAGCGGUUGAAGAAGUUCCAAGCGACGACGGGCCGGUAAAGGUGGACGUCACUUUGACAGUCCACCGGUUUCCACGACUGCAGGUCAUGUUUCCCUUUCGGUCUUGGACAGCUAACAUCUUGCUCGAGAUUCAGGAGAAUGGCCACGUCCACGUCGAAGCCCAGAAUGUGUUGGAUGAGAGCAACGCAUUUGCGCCAAACGGGAAACAAAGGCGGAUAGAGGAUAUUGGGGCAUGUCUUGAGACCAUUGAGGACAUUGGCAAGUGGUGCAAUCAUAUCCGGACAAGAUGGGCUGUCGGGUAUGGAAAGCAGUAGUUGGAGCUGCGCUAGCGACGACCGUAGAUACAGUGUAGUCGUAAAUUGAUACCCAUUUCUUGUAAU
Molecule: messenger RNA, 2419 nt
Organism: Lasiosphaeria miniovina
Lineage: Eukaryota; Fungi; Ascomycota; Sordariomycetes; Sordariales; Lasiosphaeriaceae
Product: mediator of RNA polymerase II transcription subunit 1-domain-containing protein
Exons: 2
Coding region: 320-2353 (677 amino acids)
Biological process (GO): regulation of transcription by RNA polymerase II
Cellular component (GO): mediator complex
Molecular function (GO): transcription coregulator activity
Source: RefSeq, a predicted model, not a curated record